Messenger RNA from Exophiala aquamarina CBS 119918, 1713 nucleotides. RefSeq lists its product as uncharacterized. The record is from RefSeq and is a predicted model, not a curated record. NCBI's taxonomy places the organism in Eukaryota, Fungi, Ascomycota, Eurotiomycetes, Chaetothyriales, Herpotrichiellaceae. Gene Ontology annotation, biological process: DNA-templated transcription. The coding region runs from base 1 to 1713 and encodes 570 amino acids. Gene Ontology annotation, molecular function: DNA binding; zinc ion binding. The transcript has a single exon.
AUGGCGAAAACUGCGCUGUCUCGGUUCUUCCACCAAAUCAACAAGUCAAAUUGGGAAGUUUUUCAAGAUAAAGGGUAUACACGCAUUGCUUACAUUGGAACUUCCGUAUCCAAUCUUGCGAAGCUGGUCGAUGAGGUAGGGUUUGAUGCCUCUUCUCUACAUUUCCCCUUUCCAUCGGUACGACCUACUAUGCCAUGGAAGCCGUCUCCAGCAAUGCCAUUAAUUCAGUGGUACUCAAACUCAUUUGUCGACGACCUCAGUGCCUUACCGAUACAUAAGGUGAGAGAUGAGUUAGUUGAGUCCUUCUUUAGCAAAAUCCAUCCUGGCUUCCCUAUCGUUGAUGAAUCGGAAUUUCGAAGACAGUACAGGAGUCUUGACAACCCUCCGCCCCUUCUACUAUUUCAGGCCGUCCUCCUCGCUGGAGCUCAUGUCAGUGAGCAUCCCAACAUUUUCCCUCGGAGAUCUCAAGUUAAGAAGGUAAUCUAUCGAAGGGCCAAGGCAUUGUUUGACUUGCAUUAUGAGAAUGAUCGUAUGCACGUUGUGCAAGCCGCCUUGCUUUUUAUGUUCUACCUUGAGGGCGCCGAUGACAUUUGUUCGAACGUUUACUAUUGGGCCGGGGUUGCGUGUCGCGUUGCAUUUGGACUCGGGAUGCACCGUGAUCUAGCUACAGCACUCCCAAUAUUAAUGCCUAAGCAAGAUCGAAGGAUCUAUAGAAGAAUCUGGUGGACCCUGUUCCAAGUCGAAGUGUUGUCAAGUCUGCACCAUGGAAGACCGUCCAUGAUAGAUUUGGAUGAGAUUGAUCAAACCCCACUGCAGACAGACGAUUUCGUUGAGCAGAAUGGCCAAGUGAACGGGAAAGUCGAUAUUGAUUAUUGUAUCCAAAAUACUCAACUUUGUCAUAUCAUGAUAUCCAUCAUCAAGCUUUCCAGUCCAGGAGCAGUUCGAAGAUAUGCUACAUCCCCCGAAUCCUUUCAGGUGUCACAAGAAAGCGUCGACAGAAAACUCGUAUCAUGGUAUCUCAACUUACCGACGGCUUUGGCCGAGCCGAUAGAGAAGUCCAAUACCAAAAGAUUCUGGGCGUUGCAGCUUCAGUUACAUUACAACCUAGCACUGUUACAUCUUCACCGCUUGCCAGAGGAAUUAUUCCCCCAUGCCGAUCCGGUCCAGAAGUUGAACUCCAACGUCACAUGCCAAGCGGCUGCCACUGCCAUUUCAAAGCUUUUCGACGAUAUAAUAGCUGCAAAUGCAAUUUCUAUGUGUUGGUUUACGGCGCUGACCUCAUUGUUUGCGACUGCUCUCCAGAUCAGUCACGAGGCUCGAACUGCUGCACGAAACAGGGCGGCAAUUCUUGCAAUUCAGGCUCAAACUCGACUUCGACAGGUCCUUCCUGCGAUCUCAGCAGUAUCGCCAUAUUGGCCAAGUGCAGAAGCCAUCCUGCACGUAUACAACGAUUUGCUAGUGCAAUUCCAAAAACAGUCGCAAGCAACGUCCAACGUUCAAUACGACCUGCACAGUGGGCUAAGCAGUAGACGUGAUGAACUGACGAUCACCCAGGCUAGCGACCACAAUGCUAUGUUGGUGGAGAACAACGACAGUUUGGGAAUUGUGGGAGUCUCGGGCACUGACUGGCAAGCUCUGUUCGGAGCCGGAUCCCCUCAUCGCUUCCCUGAGCUUGACUUUGAAGGCGUAGAUGAAUGGUUAUACCCUUCCUGA